Molecule: messenger RNA, 425 nt
Organism: Trichomonas vaginalis G3
Lineage: Eukaryota; Parabasalia; Trichomonadida; Trichomonadidae
Exons: 1
Source: RefSeq, a predicted model, not a curated record
AUGUUAGAUGAAAUUCAUAGACAAGAACGUGAAGAGAUGGAAAACAAGCUUGAAGCAAAAGAUGAAGUCAUUGAAGCAAAAGACAAAAGCCUUCAGAAAAGAAUACCACGUUCGGUACCAAAAGGAAAGGAAAAGAACUAUAAGUAUAUGAUUUAUACUGAAGAGAUGGAAAAUGAAGAAGACAGAGAUAUGGUUAUGUUGCAUUUAGUCAGAAGAAACAACAAAAGCUUUUACGACCUUGCUAAGAUUUACAAAUCUGACAGAAAUUGGUUCUAUCGCGAAAACUUACCGAUUUCAAUGACACCGAAUGAAGAUGUGAAACAAAUAGUUCAAGAUACGUUACCUCAAACACACUAUGAUAUUAAAGGUUGUACAAUACUUACCUUCAAAGAAGAUUUGCCGCUACUGAAGGAAAAAAUAACAGA